Messenger RNA from Pocillopora meandrina, 2232 nucleotides. NCBI's taxonomy places the organism in Eukaryota, Metazoa, Cnidaria, Anthozoa, Scleractinia, Pocilloporidae. The record is from the annotation of a GenBank genome assembly.
AUUUAACAACGAUCGUUCAAUCGACAUUCUAUUGUUGACGACGCAUGUUGGAGGACUGGGAUUGAAUUUGACUGGUGCCGAUACGGUCAUCUUUGUAGAGCACGACUGGAACCCAAUGAAGGACUUACAAGUACGUAACCACCAACCUUUUGAACCUGUCCCCUCCCCCCUGUAUAUUCCGAUUUUCACCAACUUUGCUCAAGCUUUGUUUUUGGUAGAUGAGUUCAGUUGCCUUUUCUUGAUUGCCUCGAUCAUCUUUUUAGGCCAUGGACCGAGCUCAUCGUAUUGGACAGAAGAAGGUUGUAAACGUGUACAGAUUGAUUACACGGGGAACACUCGAGGAAAAGAUUAUGGGGUAGGUUUUAAAGCAGCACUAUUUGAAUCAUACAGCACAGUGCAAAUAGGUUUUUUUUACGUUACACUCUCGACGAGAAGCCUCCUUCUUUAAGCCAUUUAGAUAUCCUAAGAUAGGACUAACAUUAACGCUCGUAAAGUUUUUUCCGACAGUGGGUGACGCUUGAAAAGUCAGCUUCUCAAACGUUUUUCCACUUUUUUUUUUUUAAUGUAAGUGUCUCACUUGCCCAUUGACGCCGCGGUAAAAGUUUAUUUAUGAAGGAAUAAUGCUUAAUACACAAUAGUUCCACGAGCGCCCGUUGGAUAUGAGAUGACGGGCCUCGUCGGCGAUAAUCAUCUCAUAUCUAGCAAGGGCGAGUAGAUUGACCGUUAUAUCAAAAAUGGCUUAAACUAUAAAUAAAUAUUCCCAACUUUAUUUUGUAAGAAAAACGGAAUGUUACAAUGUAUAAAAACACUUCCGAUUUAACUCGUCUUCAUGCGCGCGCUUGAUGACUCAUAACUCAUGAUGGCUAAGCCAAUAAAAACUCUUAAAUUGCAUCAUCCAAUGAUCCAGUUUUUAAUAACAACUUGUCGUCAGCUUUCCAAUUUCCCCAAGGUGGAUAGAACAGUCAACACCUCUUUGGCGUCUGCCUUUGUUCUCAAACUUAUGAAAGACAUUCUCAUUGUCCUCUCGUUUCUAAACCUAAUUGUCAAGUUAUAACAUACUAUACACUUAGAUAUUUUAUAAAUUGAGUCUUCAAUUCGGACAUUUUUGUUCUGUUAGACUCCAGAAGUUUAAACUGAACAUCGCCAACACAGUGAUCUCGCAAGACAACUCAAGCCUAUUGACCAUGGAUACUGGACAACUCCUGGAUCUCUUUUCAGUCGACCAAGAAAAGAAGAGAGAAAAACCAAGCGCACAACAGUCGAAUGCAACUGGGAAGACUUCGCUCAAAACUAUGAUUGAAAAUUUGGGAGAGCUAUGGGACGAGGAACAGUAUGAAACAGAAUACAAUUUGGACAACUUCAUUGGUUCGCUGAAGUGAAAAAUAGUAUGCGUCAUUUUGGGAUAGAUGAUCGUCAGUGUAACAACCUGGCCUUAUGUCUGUGUUGGUAGAAGCGAAGUUGUUCUGGUCAUUGAAGUUUACCUUGGAGCAGCCAUAACGAUUCAAAAAGGAGAACCGAGGUUAAUCGAAAGGUUAAACACCUUCUUGGGUCGUUGCCCCGCAUUUUGCGAAAGGAAGUUGGAAAUUAAAACAUUGCUUAGGAAGUUUCUUCAACAGUUUAUGAAGUGACAAAGAAAACAAGUAAGGAAACAGACAACCAAAACAAAUUUUGAUUUGACAUUCUCAAAUUAAAAAUGCCUCAGAAAAUUGACGAUGAUGUAAACAUUUUGUAAGUAAUAGGCUGGAUUUCAUAAAGUUAGCUCGCGUUUGCAUAUUAGUAAAAUAACAAGAACAAAUUCAGAGUAAUGUGAACGUAGCUAACGUAUAUUCGGGCAUUUGACGUCGGGCUCCAGGAGAGACACUUUCCUUUGUUAGUGAUUCAGAUCAAAUUCCUGUUUGCGAAACGAAAAAUUUUGGUGAUGUCAAUUAGGCAUUAGGUGAAAUAAGGGUUUUCACUUUGUUAUAGCUGUAUUGUUUUGUUCUUUUUUCCGUUAUGUUAAAGCUAGGAGAGGGAGAGGACUGUUGGUGGGUUUUAUUAAUAGACCAGUCAUCACAGUUCUCCUGAACAGUGAACAAAAUCAAGAACCUCUUUUUUGUGAUAAGUACCCGAUGUAUACGUGUGAAUCUUCAGUAAGAAUGACUACAAUCUAAACAUUCGUAUCCCAAGUUCAAAAAGUCCUACUCGAUUAGGAAUAAAAGACUCGAAUCCCAGUUAAACGAUGAAUAGACCCGG